Messenger RNA from Rhodotorula toruloides NP11, 5040 nucleotides. RefSeq lists its product as uncharacterized. The coding region runs from base 1 to 5040 and encodes 1679 amino acids. NCBI's taxonomy places the organism in Eukaryota, Fungi, Basidiomycota, Microbotryomycetes, Sporidiobolales, Sporidiobolaceae. The record is from RefSeq and is a predicted model, not a curated record. The transcript has 7 exons.
AUGGCGGUCAAGGAGUUUACGUCGUGGAUAUACCGCAAGGCAUAUGCACAGCAACAAGCGGCCGAGGCGAGGAAAGAAGCUGCACGCAACGAUGCUGUCGGCAACUUUGUCGACUUGGAGGCCGUCGCGGAUCACCUACGAGCCAGCAUGGACCAGAGUCAGCCGGCGGCAGUCAUCCGCGAGACGACCAGCCUGAUGUUCGGGACGCACCUUGACGCCUGCACGCGCUACCGCAACACGGCUACUGGGCGAAUCGACUACGCCAAGGUGCACGCAGCCGAACACGCCGCCCUCCGAAAACAGGACGAAGUCCUCCAGAACCUCUCGGUCGCCGGCGUCAUGACGAUCAACACGCAAGACCACGACUUCUUCAAGCCCCUCCCCAAGCUCGGUGAGAUCAAGAAGCGCAGGCGACGAGGAGGCUACAGCGGCGGCAAGUACUCGGCGCGGGACGUCGAGCGAGCGGCGGAGACCGACAUGAUCGACAUGCUCGAGUACAGCGUGACGGUCGACCAGCAGUACCUCCACCGCGACGACGAGGGCGACCGCACCGUCACCCGCCUCCUCAACCGAGCGCGCGAGAUCCGUACGGGAGUACCCGGUGCGCCGGACCGCGACCCUAAGUUCGAAGAGGUGGCGGCUCUACUCGCCCAGGUUCCGCCGCAGAACAUUGUCGUCCUCGGCCGCGACAACGACCUGAUCGCGAUCGACACGCACCUCGAGCGGCGAUGGGUCGUCACCCCUCGCAUGGGGAUCCGCGAACCCCCGCUGUUCCUCCGGACGCAGAACGUCCCGCGAGCCACGGCCUCAGGCGUCGGCGUCGGCAAAGGCGGCAAGGCGUCGACAACCGAGACGCGCCAGCUGACCGUCUCCCUCUUCGACAUGGACGGCGUCGACCGGCUUCUCCCUCUCGACUUGACGCGAGUCGACCGCGCGGUGCUCGCCGCGCUGAUCGGCAACGACUACUCGAACGGCGGCGUCUUUGGCGUCGGCGUCAACACGAUCCUCGCAGGGCUCAUCGACGAGGGUCACAAGGUCGAGUGGACGCUCGAGAACGCGCUCAUGGUCCGUGACGCCCUCAACACCGACCUCGGCAUGCUCAACGGCUCGAGUGACGAGGCCAAACGCCGUCGCACGACCCUGGGCCUCCACCAGAGCAAGUCCAUCGUCCAGGUCGGCGAGUCGACGGUGCGAGGUCUCAUCGACGCAGUCGACGCAGCCCUGGGUCGGGACGUCGAGAUAUUCGACACGAGGGAGAUACCCUGGGUCGAACACCACAACGACGACAUGCGCGUGCGCUUCAACAACGGUACUCGCCCUCCGCCACGUCCGUACGACGCCAAGGGCGCCGAGAAGACCUUCAUGUACCGCCGCCCGGUUCCUGGCCAGCCUCACGCCGAACAGCGUCGGUUCCCACCCUCCCCUUCGCCGUUCCUCAAGCUGCCGAACCCGCUCGUUCCGCUGCGCAACUCGCCGAUGCCUCGCGCCGACGACACAAGCACCGAGGCGAAUAGGCGCCGAGAACUCGCCCGCAGGAUCGGGUCGUCGCGCUCGAGCACCAUCCGCAUCACCGCGAUCAGCUCGGGUGCGAGUCUUCACGCCGCCAUGCUUCGCCGUGCUGGCACUGAGCGCGACGAGGACGAGGGAGGCGACGAGGACGAGGGAGGCGACGAGGGCACAGGCGACGCGGCGAAACCCAAGCCGAAAGGUGGGGACGAGCGGAAGAGCAAACGGAAGGGCAAGCACGGCGGGAAGCGAGGGAAAGGGAAGAAGGAGGACAACAGCGCCGUGGUCAAAGGCGGGCAGGAGGGCGAUGCAGCGCCAGAGCAGGAGCAGGAGCCGCCGUCGAAUGACAAGGACGACAAGUCCGAGUCGCGGGUCCGGCUCGACUCGCAAUUCGACACCGUCUGCACCGACCCCCUCAGGACGCGCUCCAUCGAACGCACGCUCCACAGGGACCAGAUCGAGCUUCGCCCGCCGCGCGACGUUCCGCAGACCUCUCCCACACCCAAGCAACCCAGCGCGCCCGGCUCGGCGAAACAGCGCACGCGACUCGCCUCCAGCGGCAUCCCCAACAGCGCUCCUCGCGUCGGCGGAGUCUUCACCGGCGGGAACAGGCCUCGCGCGAACGGCCCGGCCAACAUCCAGGUCGCGCGAUCCGAUAAACCCGUCGCCGACAUCCUCUCGCUCCUCAGCCUCUCCUUCGCCCUCUCGACGCUCGAACAGAACGACGUUGCCGACGAGUGGGUCGGGGCAUGCGGGACGGACGAUGACUUCUCGUACCUAGCCAACAAGGCGCGAGGCCGCGACUUUCAUCGCGACCUUGCUCGGCUCAUGUGCGGAUUGGGUGGCGAAUUCAUCAAGGGCGGAGGACAAGGCGAGGGUGGGACGCUGAAGAAGGUCGGAAGUGGCGGGCAGGCGAUAACCCUGGACGAGCACCACGUCGCCGCAGUACGCGCAGUCGAAGCGAAACGCCCACCCAACGUCGUGCGCCCCGCCGAGAUUGGCCAAGAAGCAUGGAGCGUCGUCGUCAACCCUCAGGCAACCGCGAUUCUCAAAGCGGUCGUCGACAAGGCGGUCCUCUCCCUAGGCGCGCUCGGGUCGGCCCUGGCGAAGGAUAUCGACACCCUGGUCGCGAACGGUCGCUCGCUGCGUGCGGAAUGGGUCGACAUCGGUCCGCUGCCGGACCUCGAGACGUACCUGCGCAUCGACCUCACCGGCGCCGACGAACUCGCACGGUUCAAGCAGCUCCUCGCCUCCGUCCUUCCUACGAUCCUCGUCGAGACGCCGUUCGACCCGCAGCGUGCCAGGCGAGGCGCAUCGCCCGCUGGAAAGGCCGAUGCAAGCCAGCCUGCAAAGAGGAGGCGGAGCGGGCGCACCAAGUCGGCGGCUGAUGCCGCUCAAGCUCCGGCUGCUCAGCCCGCUCCAGCUCCCGCCCCUGCUGCAGCUCACCCGGUCGACUCGUCAGCAUGGACGCAGCUGUUCGAGAAAGGGGAGUACGAAGCCCUCGUCAAGUUCAUCCGCAGCGAGUCGCUCUCGGACUUGAGCGACUCGAGCGAGUCCGUCUCGGACGCGAGCGACUCGAGGGAGCCAGGGCGCGGCAGUUCGGGGCGCGUUCUCGCCGAUCUCGAACGAUGGAUCGAUGGCUGGCUCGCAUGGCGGGACCGGUCAGUCCGGAUUGCGGCCGGGAGCGCAGCCGCGGCAUCGUCCCUCGCCGGCAGAUCGUUCGCCGAGAUCGUCGAGGAGGAGAAGGACGUGGCGCACGGCCUUCUCCCUUUCUUCUAUCGCUGCGAAAAGUUGCGAGGCGUCGACAAGCCGCUUCCGACCGUCGAACCCGACUUUCGCCCGCUCAACAUCAUCUGCCUCCUCCGCGUCAUGGGCAGCGAGUAUUUCCAGGCCUUUGUCGAGCGCGCCGCCGAGCAGGUCCAGGUCGCGUACGACUCGCUCCGCCAGAACAUCAAGAACAAGGCCGACCGAUCCACCGCCCACCUCCUGACGUUUGAGCCGCUCAUCCAGCUAUUCGAGAACGCCGACGGGAGUGGUCUGCCGCUGUGGGUUCACGUGCAGAACGGCGACGAUGUCGAGCUGCGGGUGAAGGGUUCCAUCGUCGACGGGAUCGGGCGGGUCAUACAGGAGCUGCGCGACCGAUUCGGCUGCGCGACUGGCUCGCUCAACGAGUUCAUCGUAAAGCGAGGCGCGCAAGUCGAAGCGAUGUACCAGCUCUUCAAGACCGACCGCUUCCCGCGCACGUUCUUCGCGAGCGGUCACUUCCUGUUCUCCUUCUCGGAGAUCUCGUUCGUCGGCCACCACGUCGAUGGGCCGAAGCCCUGGCUUGUCAAGACGAUGGAGAAAGGCCCGACCGUCUUCCUAACCGACGCCGGGAUCGCGAUGUCGUACCUCGUCCAUCACGCGCCGAAUCUGAGGAACAAGGGCGGCUGGAGUCACCUUGACCCCGUCAAGUACGACCGCGGAAUGGACAAGGACCGGCUCGUCGAGUACGUCGUCGAGGGCGGCGCUAUCCGCGAGCGCCGGAUCGGCACGAGGUUCCGCUUCUUCGGCGGGAACAUCAGCCACAACAACCUCCUCGGCAAGAUCCUCGAACACCGCCGCAACGACCUCGACCUCCCUCGCGACCGCCGCCCGCUCGAGGCCAUCGAGAAGCCGUUCCGCAAGCGCUUCUGGUCGGCGCGAGAGAGGCCGACUGAAGGCGGCGUUCCCGACAACUGGUGGAGGUGCUACACGCCGGGACAAGCGAACGCCCUCCGCCGCUGGAUCGGCGGGACUCCCGACGACAAGCUCGUUUUGUGCGCAUGCGACCCCGGCGAGAACUCGCCCGUCACCGUCUUCAACUCGGUUGCGAACGAGCACGCGAUCGGCGGCCGGUCCGAGGGCUUCGCGAGCGUCGCCGCCAACAACUUCCGCGCCAUUACCAAGACUGGCCAGCGGCGGAUGUCGGCGUUCAACGUCGCCUUCAACAACGAGUUCUCGCCCACGUUCUCGGCGUCGAGCGUCUCCGAACGUGCCGCCGUCUACGCUCUUCGCAAAACCAACCAAGUCGGCUACGGGAUCCGCCGCCUGACCAAGGUCCGCGCCAAGGCGAUAUACCGCCGAGUCGCGAACGAGCUGGCCGACUUUAUCCUCGGCGGCGAGCUGCAGAAGGGGGUCGGCGUUGACCCAGAGACCAAGGUCGUCCUCGCCAUAGGGCACGGCUUCAAGACGAAGCGGCGCAGCGAAGGCGCCGGGACGACGCUGCCGCUCUUGCGCGAGGUCGACGACGUGCUCAGCCGUCGUCGAGUCGAGCACCGCUUCGUCGUCGUCAACGAGGCGCAUACGAGCCGGCGUUGCUCGAACCCGGACUGCGUGGAUGACGAGGGGCGGCGGUCAAGGGUCAAGCACGCGACUCUCGGCAGCGGUUCGACAACUCGCAACCUCUUGCAUUGCGAGACGUGCGAUUGCGUGUACGGGCGCGAUGCGGCAGCGGCGGCGAAUAUCGCAGCGAGCCUGGCCAGUCUACUGCAGACUGGCCGGGCAAAGUGGUAG